This is a messenger RNA of Blepharisma stoltei, 619 nucleotides long. The record is from the annotation of a GenBank genome assembly. NCBI's taxonomy places the organism in Eukaryota, Ciliophora, Heterotrichea, Heterotrichida, Blepharismidae.
AUGAAUCAUGAACAGAACGUAAUAAAAGGCCUAGUCCUUGAGCCUCGACAAGUAAAGGACGCUUUACGAGUAAUAAUCCAUUCAAUCCUUUUCCAGCGAGAACUCGGAGUUGUAACCCCUCGCCAAGUAGAAAGUGAUUGUGGGGUUUUUUAUUUGACUCUCAAUGAUAUCAAUACAGAUAAACAUAUAGAAGAGCAGCUGACAUUAUUUGAAAACAGGCUCCAGGAGAGGCCAAUGCUAAUUUUAACUCUUUCUUUCUACCAAACAGUUAAAAAGAAAACAUUUUUGUUCAUACAAGAAAAAACCAAAGUCAUUUGGGAAGAAUGGAAAAUCCCUAUACAGCUCCAGCAGAUGGCAAUUCCUGAAUCAAGGAAAUCUGACUCAAGAUUGGCCAAAAAGUUGAGAAAAAGGCUCAUGACAAUCAUCGAGAGGAUCUGCGAGAAAAAAGACCAUUUGCCGAGCAUUGGUGAAGCUAACGAUCCAACUGUUAUUAGAUUUCCAUAUGAAAUUACAGUCAGUUCUAUUGUAUUAAGCAUCCUAUUUAAUCAAUAAUGAUUUGUUCGCUUACGAAGGGGAAACAAGUGCUUUUAAUUUUAAAUACGUUAUAGCCCCAUUAUAA